CCGGCUUCAAUGAAUACAAGAUGAGCCUGAAUAAUUAUUGAUUUUCCAAAGCUUUUUAUCAAUGUAUUUCCUUAAAUUCAACACUUAAAAUGAACCCUCCUAGGAAAUUAUCUAAGUCUGGAGAAUCCUUGUAUCAGUUACUUGGACUUCAAAAGGGCGCGGACCAUGGUGAGAUUAAAAAGGCUUAUAGAAAGCUUGCUUUGAAGUACCAUCCGGACAAAACACAGGGAGAUGAUGAAUCAACAGAAAAAUUUAAGGAGAUCAACCAUGCUCAUCGUGUGUUGACAGACAACACGAGACGAGGCAUCUAUGACCGUUAUGGCUCGCUGGGCUUGUACGCGGCAGAAAUGGUCGGGGAGGAGAAUGUCAAUACAUACUUUGUUCUCACCAGUGGCUGGUGCAAGGGCUUGUUUAUAUGCUGCGGGGUUAUCACCGGUUGCUACUGCUGCUGCUGUUGUUUCUGCUGCUGUUUCAACUUCUGUUGUGGAAAGUACAAGCCCAAGAUGCCGGAUGAGGAUGGGGAUGGGGAUUAUGCCAACCUCCAUGUAAGGACUGCUGAGGAGGAUAGCAGCACACCAGAAGAGGAGGACAACCCUGUGACAUCCCAGCCCACAGGGGAAGGAGUGGCAUCAGGGGCAGCUAUUCCCAUGCCUCCACCCUCCGGAGCAGACGAGAACACCACCCUCACCACAGAAUCCAAACCCUUGUACGGCACCGACCCCGAACCCACUCAAGAUAGGAAAACAGAAAGCUACGCAGAUAGUUAAUGACAGAUUAGCCACCUAGUUUAUGAUUUCUUUAUGCUAAAAUGUGGUUUGGAAUAACGCAGGAAAACAAAGAACUACACAGACCGUGUUGUCGGUAACCUCACUACUUUCUCCGUAACACUUUAUUAACACCGUGGGAAAAUUGACUGACAAAAUCUCCUUUUAAUGAAUAUGCAUGAGGCAGGGGAGACAGCUUUUCUUCCAAUGAAAUUGCAUGUAACAAUUCAAUAUUCUUCAAUAACCCUUUAUUGUCAGUUGUCUCCAUAAUUAAGUGGUCUACAAAGCUUUUAUAAAUUUGUAAUGAUAUGGUGGACAAGGUUCAAUUUCAGCUAGAAUAUUUCUUUAGUGUCUGUGCAUUUAUACACAUGGGUUCAUUGCAUAAUAAAAAAAUGCCUCAUUAAUUAUUCAUGAUUACAAGAUUUUCGUAGCCAAAUUGCCCACGGUACACACGAAAGCAUAACGCAGUAGUAUAUCGGUGGUUUCCGAAGAUGCACAGAUAGUGAAUGACAGAUUAGCCACCUAGUUUAUGAUUUCUAAUGCCAUAUUGUGGUUUGGAAUAAUACCAAAGUCAUCACCUUGGGGUCGGUAUUCAUAAAAUAUCUACAGUCAUUUUCUAACUUACUUCACUUUUUAACCUACUUCACUUUCCAAAUUAGGUAUGUCACUGGUCAUAUGGUAUAAUAACUCCAUCAUUUCUGAAGUACUGUAUUUUCAUCUAUUUUAUGGAAAAUCCAUACAUUUAUGUAAAAAACACUUAAACUAACUUUACUUUUAAUUUGAAUAUGAACAUUCUAGAAAAUUGACUUACUGGAAACAAAGAAGGGACAAAGGAUGUUUCUAAUUGAACCUGGUUACCUGUUUAGCAGCCAUAGGGCUGUAUACAAUAGCCAACUCAUAUCUAACUUAAUUUUAAGAUCUGAGCGUUUUAUAAGAAUAAGAAUAAGAUUGUAUUCUACCCAUGUUAUUUUAUUUUAAGGAUUAUUUAUAUUUGCAUGAAUAAAUUGGGACAUUAUUUCAAACCAGGCUGCGUGCAGUAUCGUGUUUCUGUAGUGUUUAGUUGUGGCGGACCAAUUUUAUCCAUAAAGCUCACAACCAUUGUAACAUUGCUUUAAUGUGAACGGGUUAUAUAUAUAUAACAUAUAUUAUUAAAGUACUGUUUAUUAGCCUUUUGCAAGUGUGUUUAAACCUGCAGUUUUGUUAUGUCCAUAUUUGUAACAAUAUAAUCUGACUUUUUCUACAUAAGCUGACUUUUUCUUCAUAGCCUGACUGUUCAACAUAACCUGAGUUUUUCUACAUAACCUGACUAUUUCUUAAAUUUGAUAGGAGAUUUUUUAGACUUUUAUGUUGAUCAAAUUUAUUCAUAUGUGUUUUAUCACUCAAAUUUAUAUAUUGUGUAAUUAGAUUACCUUCACUAUAUCUCCAUGUAUUGUACCUGUGUAGCACAUGAAACUUAAGGCAUUUUAUUUUACAUAAAUUAGGCUGAGAUGGAUGCUAAUACACAUCGUCAUACAGCAAAUUGUAAAGCUGCACUCCCACAGAUUUACCAUUUUGUUAGCUUUUUAUUCUUUGUCUUGGAAUGAGGAAUUUUUUUAUGGCUAAAGGUUACUAACGGUUUAAGAAAAAUGCAUAAAACAUCAAUUUUUGAACUUAAAUAUGAAAAUCUGUGAUCUGAUUUUUUGUCAGCAUUCUUAUAUAACUGGUUUCCAUGCAUAUUCGCAUUAAUUGGCCCGUUCCAUGACAAAUAAUAAAAAAAGUUGUCAAAACUUUCAAUCUAUGAGAGUGCAGCUUUAAGGUUGUUAUUUUGAUUAUGCGCAUUCACAUGGGGUGCACUUUUGUUCAAUGUGUAACCAACAUUUAUUUAUAAGUGACUAUUCACUGUCAUUUUUUGUUAACCUGUGUUUGUUGAUAAAGUUGCAAAAUGUCAUUCACAUACUUUAAAACAGUUCAAUCCUUUGUGCUUGCAUAUACAGUCAAACCCCAUUGGCUAGAACUCCCAGGGACAAGCCUCAAGCCUCAGAAAAUUUGAGCCAAGUGGGAAUGCUUACAUUAGUAUAAAGAAUUCAGUCCUUUACAUUCAUUUCAAGCCAACAAGAAAGCUGUGCCAAGCGAGUUCGAGCCAAUCAGGUUUGACUGUUAAUUCUUAAAUUGAACUCAAGCUCAUUUUAUAUCCAAAUUCUAAGAAUAUAAAGGGGAUCUGUAUUCUUACACAAUUCAUAAGGAUUAUAGCAAGUCAAUUCCUUAGUGCUACAUGUGUAUCCACCCAUUUCAUAACAAGGGAUAAACCCAUGCUAAAAAGGGAGUACCAUACCUCAGAGUUUAUGAAUAUUUAUGUUUAUAACUAUUCAAAGGAAUUUGACUCCUUGUUUGACAAUUUUAUGACAAAAACAAUGAUUUCUGACAAAACAGGGUCACUUGUACUGUCUUUAAAGAUUUAUUUUAUGGAAAGUAAUAGCUACCAGUUGUUUUUUCCGAAAUCAUUGAUUUUUCUGCAAUCGUUUUUUUUGUUAUCAAACAAAAAGUCAAAUUUCUGUGGAAUAAAUAACAGUGAAUCAAGAGGUUUUCAUGAAAUUUCAUAUACAGCUUCGUGGUAGUCUAAUUCUCCUGAAAUUACAUAUACAGCCUCGUGGUAGUUUUAUUCUCAUGAAAUCACAUAUACAGCUUCAUGAUUUUCUGUUAACCAAUGUGUAUGGCGAAAUGUGCUCUCCGCUCUUAACUCUGUAUUUUAGUGAUAAAGUGAUUGGCAGACUUACAUUAUCUGUCUUUAUUUUCAUUUAUAAUGUCACCUGUGUAUUUUUGUGAUUAAGUGAUUAGCAGACUUGAAUUAUCUGUCUUUAUUCUCGUUGUUGAUGUGUCUGUGUGAUGUGCAAUACAGGGUUGUGGUGUAUUGUAGGAUAAUAAAAAUGAAUUGCUUUACAUGUUUUACUCUGGGAUGAAUUUCAUAUAAGGUUCUUAAUCCGAUUCGGAACUUCAAUUAUUCUGCAAUCUGUUAAAGUGACACUCUUAAUAAAAAUCAAUACAUACACAUGUAUAACCAACAUAAAUUUUGAGUGAUAAACCUUUAACCUCUUACAAAAUAAUGCAUUUAUUGAAAAUAUUAAUCACUAACUGUUUAAGAAAAAUGUAUAAAACAUCAUUUUUAUGCCCCCACAAAGUGGCGGCAUAUAGGGUUGCCCUUGUCCGUACGUACGUACGUACGUCCCGAAGAUUGUUUCCGAUCUAAUUCUUGAAAACCGUUUGUCCAAUCCUCACCAAACUUUAAACACAUGUUUGUGACCAUAAUAUCUUGAUCAAGUUCGAUAGUCAUGGAAAUCGCUUUAGUCAUUUAGGAGUUACGGCCCUUUUUUGCCAAAAAUACUUCAAAAAUAUAUGUUUCCAAUCUAAUUCUUGAAAAGUAUGUGUCCAAUCCUCACCAAACUUUACAUACAUGAUUGUGACCAUAAUAUCUUGAUCAAGUUCGAUAGCCAUGGAAAUCGCUUUUGUCAUUUAGGAGUUACGGCCCUUUAUUUGCAAAAAAAGACUUGAAAAAUACGUCCCGAAGAUUGUUUCCGAUCUAAUUCUUGAAAACUGUUUGUCCAAUCCUCACCAAACUUUAAACACAUGUUUGUGACCAUAAUAUCUUGAUCAAGUUCGAUAGUCAUGGAAAUCGCUUUAGUCAUUUAGGAGUUACGGCCCUUUUUUGCCAAAAAUACUUCAAAAAUCAUUAUGGCUUAUUUUCUGUGACAAAAAACCGAAGUGGGGGCAUCCGUGUCCUAUGGACACAUUUCUAGUUUUAACUUAAAUAUGAAAAUCAGCUAUCUGAUUUUUUGUCAGUAGUCUUAUAGCAAUGGCUGUCAUGCAUUUUCACAUAAAUUGGCUAAUUCCAAACAAAGAAUAAAAAAGUUGUCAAAACGUACAAUCUGUGAGAGUGCAGCUUUAAGCCAGUAUUGUAAUCGAUAAUGCACUUGAGCAAACAUUACCAAACAUAUUCAUCGUAAUGUGAAAUUAUCUUAGUAAGUUGCUAAGAAUUUGUAAGAAUUGAAUUUAAAGCAGUAUUUUUAUUGAUAACACACUAGAGAAAACACUUAAAUAUUUUCAUCAUAAAGUGAAAUUUUCUAAUUUUUAUAUUUUUGUUACUUGCUAUAUAUUUACAACAACUGAAUUUAUGCCAGUAUACAUAUUUGUGGCGUAAAAAUUAAGAUCCUUUUAUGAAAUGCCUCCCUGGUAUUUUUAGCUAAAUGAACAAAAUUAUUUGAAAUACUUUUUUUUCUUUUUUUUAUGUAUAUUUUUGAGCAUUUAAGUUGUUGUUUAACACAUACAUCUGCAUGAAGUUCUCAUGUGUUUGUUUUGAGAACAGUGCUUACAAUUAUUCACGUUUUCAUCGUCUUUAUGAUUUGUUUCAUACUGUUAAAAUUAUAUGUAAAAUAAAACAAAGAAAAUA
This is a messenger RNA of Mya arenaria, 5184 nucleotides long. Its product is annotated as dnaJ homolog subfamily C member 5-like. NCBI's taxonomy places the organism in Eukaryota, Metazoa, Mollusca, Bivalvia, Myida, Myidae. The record is from RefSeq and is a predicted model, not a curated record. The coding region runs from base 90 to 767 and encodes 225 amino acids. The transcript has 6 exons.